UGGGAUGAUACCAAUGUAUAACCAGGGCAUUGCGCUCAGCGUUUUCGAGUUUCUGGAGCUUCACGAGUACAGUGUGCCCAGCCACCCUUGCGAUCAAGAACCCGACCGCCAGAUGAAACCCUUCCCGCGGUUGGAGAGGCCAGAAUUCGCAGCUGGCAGUGGCGCAGUGCUGAUGCUCCAAGGUGUUUUCGACCAUACAGCACUUGUAGCUCCAGGCCAGAAGGAAACCUCACCACCAAAGCUCUCAGGCCACCGCUGGCCUCAGAUGAAGCUGAACGGCAAUGUGAACAUCGAGGCCGCGUCAGCCCCCUUGGGCCAAGACAUCUGUCUUCUGGGCAGAGCAAGCGCGUCCAAGGUGCAGCUGUGGAAGCUUCACCAUCCCAUCGAGGCCAAAUUCAGUGAGUCGCAACACGAUAGCCUGGACUCCUUCGCCAAGGAUUUGAGGGGAGAGCUGGAUUCGAAGGUGGAACAGGCUGUGCGCGCCCAACUGCGGCGCGCCAGCAUGGUGGAGGAGUCUUUGGAGGCUUUCAAGUCCACCACAUCAGCAGAGAUCAACGGCUUGCGUCUAGAGCUGGCAAGUGCUGUGCAUGCAUUGGCACAGACAGGCCCGGGAGUUCAAGCAGUAGAAGUCAUCCAUGCACACAGCGGCGCUCAACUCGAGUCCCGUCUGCAAAUGAUGGAGCAGCAGCUCCAAGGCUUGAAAGCUUCUACACGAACCUCAUCACCGAAUAAGGCCAUGGAACGAAAGGCAGAAGUCACUGAGCAAAAACUUUCGCAACUGGAGGCCAAGCUUCGUGAGCAGCGGAGCCAGUGGACCAGCCACGAGGACCAGAUCCAAAAGAUGAAGGACUCUUUGCUGGGUGAGUCCGCUGGAAGCAUGUCACGCCAGCUGCAACAGCUUCAAACACAGCUGGAGGAUGUCCGUGAUCGCAGCACGGAAGGGAUACGGUCUAGUGCAACGAAUCUCUCGAAUUUGGAGGCAGGGAUUGAGACCUGGCGUCAGCGUGUCGACAAAGUCCUUCUGGAGAGCGAACAACGACUGAACCAGGAGGUAGAGAGACGACUACAGAUGAGCCAGGACCGCUUCGCUGCUGAAUUGAAAUCUGUGAUGACAAUGUCAGAGGCCGAAAAUCUUCGCAAGAAGAUGGAGCAGAGCGCUGCACAAGACAUGCGACAGCUCACGACACAAGUGUCGCAACUUGAAAGUGCUUUUGCACAAAACCAUGAAAGCGUCGGCAGCAACGUCUCUGGCCUUCUUCAGCGUUUGACCGUCGCCGAGAUGUCCAUUGCGGAGGAGCAAAGCAAGCGCGAGAUCCUGAUGAGGCAGCUGGAAAGUCGCAUGGAGAUACUGGGUGAGGCACAGGCCAGCAUGGUGCGAAAAGGUCCUGAACCUCGCGAAGGUGCCACUGACAGCGAGGUUGCGUCUCCCAGGAGCCGCGAGUUUCACCGGAUGGUCGCGCAGCUGGAGGCCAACGACAAGGAAAUGAAGCGGCUGCUGAAGGAUAUGCAGGGUAUGGAAAAGGCCUUGGAACGUGUGUCGGAAGGUCAGCGAAAGAUGGUCCAAGAGCAGGCCAACGACUUGACACGCCAAGAGUCUUCUCGCCUUGAGGAUCGCAAGGGAAGUGAGAAGAACGAGCGAAGGAUGAAGGCGCGGUUGGAUGAGCUUGAGGCUCGCUUGGAACUCAUUGAGUCUCCUCAGGGGAUGAACCUCACGGAGCUGUCAUUGAAAAUGGAGGAGCAGAGGCGGAUGUGUCAGGAACAAGAUUCCAGGCAGCGACAGCUGGAGGAAGUCAUGAAGGAGGCUGGCCCUAUGCUGAAGAUGCUGCAGGAACAUGAUGCCAGGCUGGUGAAGAGCACGGAUGCCUCGCAGCAACUGCAACGUCAGCAGAUGGAGCUGAAGUCCGAACUGGAGACUCAAAAGGACAUGCUGGAAGUUCGAUGCUUGGAACGCCUGGAGCUUCAGGGCAAACGAAUGGAGGAAGUCUCCAAGCGAAUGGAACAUUUGGAGGACAGCAACAAGAGUACUUUGCUGCAGGUCGGCAGUGAGAAGCGCCGGGAGGACUUUGAGCGUCGCUUGCAGCUGAACGAGCGGCAUCUGGAGGAACUCACAGAGCAGCUGGGAAAGCAAGAUGCUUCCUUGGGUCAGCAGGGGCGUGAGGUGAGGAAGGACUUGCAGCAGAUCGUGGAUAAGCAGCGACGUUUGGAGCAACAUCAAAGUGAUGCACAGAAGGAGUUGAAGAGGGUACAGGAACUUCACGACCAGCUGAUGCGCACUUGUGGUAACGCACAAGCUGAGCUCGACAAACAAGCGAAGAGCAUUGGAGAGGUCGAAAGCAAUGCGGUGGACAGCAUUGCGCAGAAGAGCCAGCGCAUGGAGACCUCGAUCGCGAAGCUGGAUCCGCGGAUCACCAGCCUGGAGGAGACGGUGAAAGAUUUGAUGCAAGAUCUUGGUUCAAGGCUGCGAGGAGUAGAUUCCACCAUCCUGCAAUUGGAGCCACGUGUGGCCACCAUUGAAUCGCAGGUGCCCAGGCUCCAAGAAAAUUUGAAGACUGUGGCAGUGUUGUCCUCUGACGUGAAAUCCACAACGGAAGCUUUCCAAUCACGCUUCACUCGUCUUGAGUCCGAAGUCGUUAAGCUGAGCAACAGCUGCGAGAAGUCAGAACCUGCUGUCGAAAGGAUUCAGACUUGGAUGGAGAAGUGCGAUGAGCGGCUUCAACGUUUCAGCGCCGUAUCCGAGACCUUGGAAAUCCACCGGGGCGACACCCAGCAAAGCGUGAUGAAAUUGGAGGCCACCUGCAAGAAGGCCAAUGAUCAUGUGGAAUCCUCCAUCUCUCGCUUGGCCAACUUUGAGUAUCGCCUGACGGCCUUCGACACCCGCAUCUGCAGCCUGGAGCCGCUGUCCGAACUGCAACCGAUUUUGGCAGAGCUGACCCACAAGAGCAGCAGCGUGGAGUCCAGAGCCACAAGCCUCGAAGCUCAUCAGAAGGUCCUAGAAUCCAACAGCGAGACCCUUCUGGGAGAGCAGCGCGCCCUAGCCCAUCAACUGGCAGAGCAGCUUCUGACACUGGCUGAGCUGAAGAAAGAGAGCAGUAGCUCCAAAGAAGAGAUCGGUCAAUUGCGGGCUCGAACGGAGACAGUUGAGCGCGAAUCGCAACAGACAACGAAAGCUCAGGAGUAUUUGCAAAAUGAUGUCACGGAGUUUCAGCAAGCCCUGGAGUGGCUCAGCCUCACAAGAUAUCCAGAAUCUGUUGGGCGCGAGAGGCAGACGCAGACACGAUUCAAGGCAGAACUGCAGAGCCGAAUUGAGGAGAGCCGAAUGAGAGAAGAGAAGCAGACCAGGACCAUUGCCGUGCUUCAGCAUAGUCGGCAGGAUCUCGAACAUGCUAUGGAGGGCCUAAAGCGUGAGAUGGCACAGGAGAAAGCUGCUGCCAGUGGUGCUGCGCGGGAAGCUGCUCAAGCAGCUGAGGAGGCGGCCACCGCAGCAGCCCAUGCAGUGGAGGCUUCAAAGGAGGCCUUGAAAGAACAGGCCGAGCAAAAGGAUGAGUUAGUGAAGAAAUUCGAUGCGUGGAAACUGCAGGCACAAGAGGAAGCUGUCCGAAGAGUACUGGAAGCUCAAGACGUGGCCGUUGGUGAUCUCAUGAAGAGUAUGGAUCGGCAUCGCUACCAAACCAAGGAAGACACCUUAAAGACGAGAGAAGAGCUCCUUCAAAUGAUCAAGAGCAACAACAGCCUCUUCGAGGGAAAAGUGGCAGAGGUUCAACAACGUUUGCAGCUACUGGCCAUGGAGGCUGGCAGAUCUUUGGGAGACCUCAAUGGAGAUUUGGAACGCCUCAGAAGAGGCGACUCCAUGUUUCAGGAGAGUACCCUGGACCUGUCGCUGCCCGGGCUGCGAGACCUCCGCGGCGCGGUCCAGGACGAGCAGAAGCGGCGCCAGAACGAACAGCAGCGACUCAGCGAACGUUUCCAGGAGCAUUGCCGUGAAGCCAAGGGCCAGCCCAGGAUCGCCGCAUACCAGGCGGUGGAGGAACCUGAGAAGGCUGCGAGCUUCACGGUUUUGGAUGGGCUGAAGGGUUGCGAAGCGGCUCUGACGGCCAUGGAUCGCCGCGUGACCAACCUGGAAGAUUGUUUGGAGGACAAGCUCUACGACCUUGUCCGGUCGGAUGUGAACAAGCAUGCGGCCGUCCAGCAGGGGCACUUGCAAGAGAUGGAGCAGAAGGUUGAUAAGUUGGUUCACACCUUGCACACCCCUUCGGGCCACGAGCAUGCAGCCUUUGCAGCGCCUGGACCCCUGGGCAGCCGUGAUGCCUGGCGCGAGCAGUUCCGUAGCGCCUUGAAUGACUCGAGCUACGUGAAGAGAGCACUUAAAACCAGCCGUGUGUGAGGACUUCAACAUGCGGCGGAAGAGCGGCAUCAAUCAGAUCUUUUGCCCAUGAGCUAUGAUUACACCAAACAGGAAGCUACUGUAUACAUGCAACUACCUUGAAG
Molecule: messenger RNA, 4485 nt
Organism: Cladocopium goreaui
Lineage: Eukaryota; Dinophyceae; Suessiales; Symbiodiniaceae
Source: the annotation of a GenBank genome assembly